Molecule: messenger RNA, 3992 nt
Organism: Photinus pyralis (common eastern firefly)
Lineage: Eukaryota; Metazoa; Arthropoda; Insecta; Coleoptera; Lampyridae
Product: non-lysosomal glucosylceramidase
Exons: 14
Coding region: 850-3594 (914 amino acids)
Biological process (GO): glucosylceramide catabolic process; carbohydrate metabolic process
Cellular component (GO): membrane
Molecular function (GO): beta-glucosidase activity; glucosylceramidase activity
Source: RefSeq, a predicted model, not a curated record
GAGUGCGAUUGCUGCAUAUACAUAUACAGUCGGCAUGUGUGAAACGGAUAAAGGGUAUUAAACUUCAAUAAAAGGUUAUCACACAUAGUUGAUAGCUUAUCAUGUUCUGAUAGGAUUAUAUGUAGGAGUAUGAUUUUCCAGGAAUAUCCCGAAUAUCAGUCUAAACUAAAUUACUUUGGAAACAUAUUAAUCCUAACUGUACUCGCAAUCAACUAUUUCUAUUACCAUAGUGGGUCACAUUUGUUUAAAUGAUUUUUAUGAUUGAAGAACAUUUGCUAUUUGUCGGCCCAAAAGGUUAACUCAGUCAAAAUUAGAGAGGAUGUAGUUCAAUGCCAACUAUGAAUUACAUUUUGCCGAUUCGUCAACACGAUUUUUUGGCCCGCUAAAACCUCAACCACGAAUCUUGAAAGUGCAAUUUGAAGCUUCCCCUUUGAAGCCAUAAACUAAUGGUGUAUUUGGUUCGUGAUUAGAAAAUUAGAAAAGGUAUUGCUUACAAGAUACAGAGCUGAUUUGAUCGAUCCAUCGGGAGUUUUUAAAUGAAAAGUAUCACCUUUUAUCUAGGCAUUAACCUUGCUAAUUCAGAUUUUAAGCUGCAUAAGAGAACAUGUGGCACUUUAAAAUCAAUGUUACGUUAUCAGUACAGCACUUGACCUUUCAGUAGUACUACAAACAGCUCAUACUUGAAAUAAACUUGAAUCCAUCUUUAAACUGUUAUGUUGGCAGAGCAUUAAUUAGAAGAUAAGAUAAAUACAAAAAGCAGCACCCGGCCCGUUGCACGUCCCGUAUCUCGUACGCGAUUGACAUAAGAGACACAAAGAAGAGCGGACGUGUUUUUGUAUUUUAUGAAUAAUGGAAACCUACAUUCCAAAAUACGGUUUAAAAUUGAAUUUGGAUCAUAAAUAUCUGGAAAACUGGCCUCAGCCUUGUAUAUCGAGAUGGAAACACUUUUUGACACUCUUACCUGUGCUUUUCAGGUAUCUACUUGCUUAUAUUUCAUCAAAAAUUUUUGGUCAUUGUAUUGUAAUGGAUUGCAUGCAGAUUGUAAGGAGUAAACGAAUCUAUGGGGUCCCGAUAGGUGGCAUUGGUUGCACUAUAGGCAGGGGGUUUCGUGGUGAAUUUUGCAGAUAUCAACUAAAACCUGGAAAUUGCAAAUAUUCAACGGUGGAAGCUAAUGAAUUUAUUGUUACAAUAAAAGAUUCUUCUAGUGUAACAAUUUUUCAAAGUACUCUUUCUACUUACAGGUAUAUACUUCAUGAGGUUACAUCUGCGAUUUUUAGUCCCUCUAUUGUAAUGGAUUACAUUAAACUUGGUAGGACCGAGCAAAUAUAUGGAGUGCCAAUAGGUGGCAUUGGUUGUACUAUAGGUAGAGGGUGCCGUGGGGAAUUUUGCAGGUAUCAAUUGAAACCUGGAAAAUGUAGUUAUACAACGGUGGAAGCUAAUGAAUUUAUUGUUACAAUUAAAGACGCUGACAAUAUAACACUUUUUCAGAGUGUUUUAUCUACUUACAAGAGGAGCAACAAAAUUCUAAGCUCUUGGAAGCAGAGGUUGGAUGCAAGUAAAUGCAAGUACACUGGCUUGUACCCCAGAGCAUGGACGGAAUAUGAUCUUUCUGAUUAUGGGAUAAAACUAAUCUGCCGACAAGUUAGUCCUGUCAUUCCUCAUAAUUAUAAGGACAGUUCGCUACCAUGUGCCGUGUUUAUUUGGAACAUAGAAAACAUAUCUAAUGAAGAAAGGAAGGUAACAAUCGCUUUUACAUUUAAAAAUGGAAUGAGCGAUUUAACAAGUAAAUCAACACCUUGCAGUACACAGAGCUUUUCGUACUUGGAUUCUAGUGGAGUAACGUUACGUAACUACAUAGAAAAAAUGCCAUGCACCUAUGCGCUCGCAGCGAAACUAAAGGACAAUAUGAACGUAUCGAAAUGUUUAUACUUCAAUCCCACUUCUGAUGGCGCUGAGCCAUGGAAUCAGUUAUACGAUGAUGGAAAUUUUAGCGAUUUGACUAAAACGGAAACGGACGAAGUGUACGAUGAAGUGGGAUGCGGGAUUGCUGUUCAGGUGAAGGUAGCGCCGGGUGCGGUGGAGGAGCCCGAAAUGUGCUUGGUGUGGGACAUGCCGAUUGUCAGUUUUCCUGAAGGUGUCACGAAAUACAAUAAAUUUUAUACCAAAUAUUUUGGCGUCGAGAAGGCGGCUUUGAAAAUUGUGAAUCACGCGUUAAGAAAUUACAAAGAUUGGGAAUUGGCGAUUUACAAAUGGCAGGAGCCCGUUUUGAACGAUGCUGAAUUGCCAGAUUGGUAUAAAGCUGCUUUGUUUAAUGAAACUUAUUUCAUUUCUGAUGGUGGUACUGUAUGGUUCACGUUAGGCGAGGAAGAGUCCGAGAGAUUACCCGUUACGGAUCCCAGGCAGAAGUAUGGCCGAUUUGGUUACUUGGAAGGGCAUGAAUACCGGAUGUAUAACACUUACGAUGUGCACUUUUACGCCUCUUUUGCUCUCGCAAUGAAUUGGCCUAACUUGCAGAAGAGCAUGCAGUAUGAUUUUAAAGAUUAUGUUUUCUUAGAAGAUCAUCACCGCCAGCGGAUGUGGUACGAUGGAAAAUUCGCCCAAAGAAAGAUAAAAAAUUCGGUUCCUCACGAUUCUGGCGAUUCAAACGGAGAUCCUUUUGUUCUCAUAAACGUUUAUCCCGUUCAUGAUGUUAGUGAAUGGAAAGACUUGAAUUCGAAAUUUGUACUCCAAGCACUUCGUGAUUACAAGCUAACCAUGAAGUUUGAAGAUGGGAGUUUUGGAAAACAAUAUUUAGAGGAUAUGUACAAAGCUUGCCACGUCGUCAUGCAGAAGUCGAUGACUUUUGAUACGGAUCACGAUGGCCUAAUCGAAAAUAGUGGUUUUCCAGAUCAAACUUAUGACGCUUGGAUUAUGACGGGAUCAAGUGCGUAUUGUGGAGGUUUAUGGCUUGCAGCCUUAUAUGCGAUGGUUGUUAUUGCUAGAGAAUUAAAUAAAAAUGAAGAUGAAAAUAUGUACGCUGGAAUUUUGGAAAAGGCAAAGACUGCAUUUGAAGACAAGUUAUGGAAUGGAAAGUUUUACAACUUCGACUGUUCAAAGCUGGCCUCUUCCGUAAUGGCGGAUCAACUUUGCGGCCAUUGGUAUUUACGAUGUAGCGGAUUUGAAUACGAGGUGUUCCCUAAGAGCAAUGUAGAGAGUGCACUAAACACUAUUUUCGAAAAUAACGUGAUGAGGUACAAAAAUGGUACAAGUGGAGCGGUAAAUGGUUACAUAUUUGAGAAAGAAAUUGAUACGACCGCACUGCAGAGUGAAGAAGUUUGGACCGGUGUCACGUAUUCGCUGGCGUCGUGUAUGAUAUAUGAGAAUUUAAAUUCAAAAGCGUGGAAAACCAUCGGUGGUAUGGUGAAUUUGUUAACAAACCGUAUUGGAUUGGCAUUUGAAACGCCUGAAGCUCUUGGUUUUAAGCACUACCGUUCGGUCGGAUACAUGCGACCUUUAAGUAUAUGGGCUGUUCAGCUGGCGUGGGAGUCUCAAAGAAAGAAUUCUGCACUGAAACCCACGUUUCCGAUAGAAGAUAUGGUUGAAAAACCUGCGUAAUUUUUAAUAAAGAUAGAUACCUACAGUUUCACCAAUGGUGAGCCCUGCAUCACUAGACUGUGAACCAGUUUCCAACUAUUUAGUUACCAUCUCAUUCUAGCUUGACACGUGAUAGAGAAUUUACUCAUUUGAAAUUGGAUCACAAACUAGUGACGCAGGGAUCACCUUUCGUGAAUUCAACUGUACCAAACUAACAGCAAGUAUUCUAUUUCUAGCCGUUAAAACAAUAAACCUUAAUGUUAGUGAUACAUUUUUCACAGUGAUCCUGUGGAUUUAGUUUUAACCAUUAAAUUAAACACAGUCACAUUGUAAGCCGAGUCUAGCCUAGCUCGUUUAAUAAUUUGACUAGCAGUAUGUUUGCAUAUUCUUCAUUUGUGAAAACUAAAAUGACACCAAUU